Molecule: messenger RNA, 1540 nt
Organism: Tuber melanosporum (Perigord truffle)
Lineage: Eukaryota; Fungi; Ascomycota; Pezizomycetes; Pezizales; Tuberaceae
Exons: 4
Coding region: 137-1138 (333 amino acids)
Biological process (GO): vacuolar transport; ubiquitin-dependent protein catabolic process; positive regulation of protein ubiquitination
Cellular component (GO): endoplasmic reticulum; perinuclear region of cytoplasm; Golgi apparatus
Source: RefSeq, a predicted model, not a curated record
AACCUUCUCCACCCACACCGUACCACUUGAGCUUUUUCAUUUUUAUUUUUUAUUGCUGGUUCUCUUUAUCGCAGUGUCAUCCCUUGCUCCACAUUCUUCUUGUCUCUCCUGUGCUCAGGUUCCUGAUCUGUCCGUCAUGGGUCCGAGAUAUGAGAAGAUUGCUGCUGAGGACGAUGAGGACCUCGACAUUCAUGGAAACAUAACAACUGGUUCUUCGGUAUCUAUCUCAUCCCGACCAGGUGUCACCACCAUUCAGAUACCCAACUCCCCCCCUCCUUCUUUCCAUUCGCGUUCGGGCACACCCGACUCGGACUCCGCCCUAUCAGAAUCCUUUGAUAGUCUGAGUGAUGGUGAGGACGAUGAUAUGAGAAACGUUCGAGGUUCCCAAAACUCCAACUUUAACCAUGAGUCAAUACCCCUGGCACCGUCGGCAAUGACCGGACUGUCUGCGCCUGUAUCCUCCGCCUCCACUUUUGCGGCAAUGCCAGGAAGAGCUGUCGGUGGUGGGCAGACAGAUGGAGUGUUUGCGAACCUAAGCGCGAAGCCCACAGUGGCUGAGAAACUCGAAGAACACCCUCCUUCAUACGAGCAAGCGGCCGCUGAUGCAACGCCCCCGUAUUGGGAAACUACGAUCCUUGCCCCUGGCAUGUCCGCAGACGAGGUUUUCAUUGAUGGUUUACCAGUUGGUUCAGUUUUUGCUUUCAUUUGGAACGCAAUGAUUUCAAUGUCAUUCACUUUCGUCGGAUUUCUUCUCACUUACCUCCUUCAUACAACUCACGCUGCAAAGAACGGAUCUCGUGCUGGGUUAGGGAUUACACUAAUUCAAUAUGGAUUUUACAUGCGUUCCCGUCCGGAUGACUACACUGGCGGUGCCCCACCCCCGGAAAACGAGCCAUCAGAGCCGAAUUCCUACGACUUUGGGGUUGCUGAUAUGGUUACAGACACCCCCGAAGAUGGCAUAGGUCGAAACGAAUGGAUCAGCUACGCGCUGAUGGUAGUCGGCUGGUUCAUCCUUAUCAGAUCUGUGAGCAGCUUUAUGAGAGCCAGGAGGACAGAACAAGUUGUGUUGGCAAGCCCAGAUCGCGGCCUCGGUACGGCUGUUAUUGCUGACGACGAACAACCUGCGCGAGCAGUAUAAUAUCCCUGGUUGUGGGACUAUUCUCCUUUCCUUUCACCAUACUCUCCUUUAUCUAUUCCCUGGGCGCCUGGGCUGCAGGUCCAGGCAUUCUUCCUCGCGUCUAUUGAUCCACUUGCCGCCACCCCGCGAUCCGGGCAGUUUUGCUUGUGUGGGUCUCCUUUCAGGUGAGGAUGGAAUGGUGUGGGAGGGUUGGGCAUAGUCAAUUAGCUCACUGAUGGUCUUUCUUUAUCCUGGAGCGAUUCCUUUUUGUUAUCCUCGUCGUCCCCCUACUCAAUGUCGGGUGUUCUCUUUUCUGUUUAGCUUGUUUCGCUACUGGUAAUUGCUUUUUCUUGCUCUCUGAAUUAUGUAGAAAAUGGGAUUUGCAUGUAAGGUAUAUUGAAAUCUCUCUUUGGCUUACCAUUC